UUCCCUGGAUCUGGAGGGUGACCCGGCAGCCCACGUGGAUCCACACCAUGGCCACCUGCUGGCAGGGCCUGUGGGCCUAUCGCUUCUACCUGAUUGUAUUCUUCCUACCCAUUAUCCUGCUGCCUCUGCCCAUCCUCAUCCCAACUAAGGAAGCCUACUGUGCCUACACCAUCAUCCUCAUGGCGCUCCUCUGGUGCACCGAGGCUCUGCCCCUGGCUAUCACCGCCUUCCUCCCCACCGUCAUGUUCCCCAUGAUGGGCAUAAUGGGUGCCUCCGUGGUCAGCACUGAGUACCUUAAGGACACCAACAUCCUAUUCAUCGGGGGGAUGCUCGUGGCCCUCGCCGUGGAGCAAUGGAAUCUGCACAAGCGCAUCGCCCUCCGCGUGCUCCUCAUCAUCGGGGUGCGGCCCUCCCUGCUGAUCCUGGGCUUCAUGGUGGUCACGGCCUUCUUGUCCAUGUGGAUCAGCAACACGGCCACCACGGCCAUGAUGGUGCCCAUCGCCCACGCCGUUCUGGAGCAGCUGCACAAGGUGCCCAAGAGCAAGGAUGUUGAGGAGGGCGAGAACAACCCCGCCUUCGAACUCCAGGAACCGAGUCCCCAGAAGGAAGAGACCAAGCUUGAUGAGAAAGGCUCCACUCUUCCUGUGACGGCCCUGCCCCGCCUGUCCUCGGAGCCCAAGGCACAGCAGGACGAGGAGCAGCUCCGCUUCACCCGGGGCAGGAGCCUGUGUGUGUGCUACGCGGCCAGCAUCGGGGGCAUCGCCACCCUGACUGGCACCACAACAAACCUGGUGCUGCAAGGCCAGGUCAACUCGAUCUUCCCCGAAAGACACGUGGUGAACUUCGCCUCCUGGUUUGCCUUUGCCUUCCCCACCAUGGUCAUCUUGCUGCUGCUUUCCUGGGUGUGGCUGCAGUUCCUCUUCUUAGGCUUCAACUUCCGGAAGAACUGUGGCUUGGGGGAACGAGAUGAGGGGAGCGAGAGCGAGCAGCCUUCGAAGUCAUCCGGAGAGAGCAACAAGCUGCUGGGCCCCAUGACCUUUGCAGAAAAGGCUGUCAGCACCCUCUUCGUUAUGGUGGUGCUCUGGUUCACUCGGGAGCCAGGCUUUUUCACCGGCUGGGGCCGCUAAGCCUGCCCUCCCUGCCCCGCCCGCAGCAUGCCAUCCGAUGGGACAGUAGCCAUCUUAAUCGCUGUAAUUUUGUUCAUCAUGCCCUCCAAGAUCCCAGGGCUGACUCAGGAACCAGGAAAACCAGGGAAGCUGAAGGCCCCUCCUGCCCUCCUCAACUGGAAAAUAGUUAAAGAGAAGAUGCCUUGGAAUAUCGUGCUCCUUCUGGGCGGUGGCUUUGCCCUGGCCAAGGGCAGUGAGGAAUCGGGCCUGUCAAAGUGGCUGGGGGACAAGCUGACCCCGCUGGAGAGUGUGCCGCCUCCCGCCAUUGCCUUCAUCCUCUGCCUCCUGAUCGCCACCUUCACUGAGUGCACCAGCAACGUGGCCACCACCACAAUCUUCCUGCCCAUCUUGGCUUCCAUGUCUCAGGCCAUCUGCAUCCACCCCCUCUACGUCAUGCUCCCCUGCACGCUUUCCAGCUCCCUGGCCUUCAUGCUGCCUGUGGCCACCCCGCCCAACGCCAUCGCCUUCUCAUUCGGAGGCCUCAAAGUGACACACAUGGCCCAAGCAGGAUUCAUGCUGAACAUCCUCGGGGUCCUGGUCAUCACGCUGGCCAUCAACACCUGGAGCAUCCCCAUGUUCGACCUGCACAGUUUCCCCUCCUGGGCCCAGUCCAACACCACAGGCUUCUGUGGGGUCAGCGAGGCAAACAUCACAACACCUAGCCCCUAUACCACGGUAUAAUCUGGCCCAAGCCAGGAAGACCCACCUCGUUCCUAUUCCUCUGAGCUGGGAGGGGAAACCCAGGCUCCAAGCCAAACAUUGAGAGAAAGGCACAUGUAUACCUAACCUCAUGUGUCUCUUCAAGGAAGAUGUAUGUGAGCUCAGUCCUACGUGUCUGAGGAAAGUGUGUGUAUGUGUAUGUGUAUGUACGUGUGUGUGUGUGUGUGUGUGUGCAUGUGUAAAGACGGUGUGUCAUGUGAGGAUGUUGUGCAAGGGGGGUCUGUGUGUGUGAUGAUCCUAGGUGGUGUAUGCUUGACAAUGUACACUUGUGAGGUCACAGACACGACAGCGUGCUCUGUCUGGCACUCCAGGUCUUUGUCUCCCCAGCUUGGUGGGUGACCAGACCCUUUUGUCCUCUAUUUAUUGAAACUCAGGGUUGGAGCUGCCUGGGCAGCAAAGCCUACCAGCAGUUGCCAUGGCUACAGUCUCUGGGACCGGCCCAACAUACUGAGUUCUCCCCAGCCUCUCAGGUCUGGGGGGAUGUUCAAAUAUCAGCCCCAUUAAAGUCUUUCAGUAGA
Messenger RNA from Balaenoptera musculus (blue whale), 2404 nucleotides. It is a transcript of the gene SLC13A2, whose product is annotated as solute carrier family 13 member 2. Gene Ontology annotation, molecular function: transmembrane transporter activity. Gene Ontology annotation, cellular component: membrane. NCBI's taxonomy places the organism in Eukaryota, Metazoa, Chordata, Mammalia, Artiodactyla, Balaenopteridae. The record is from RefSeq and is a predicted model, not a curated record. Gene Ontology annotation, biological process: monoatomic anion transmembrane transport.